Molecule: messenger RNA, 354 nt
Organism: Cylicostephanus goldi
Lineage: Eukaryota; Metazoa; Nematoda; Chromadorea; Rhabditida; Strongylidae
Source: the annotation of a GenBank genome assembly
AUGACAUGGCUCUUUAGAGAAGUCGACAGCGCUAGCGUUAUUAUUGCGGUGCUGACACAUUGGGAUGCGAAUGACAAGGAGGUCUCACGAGCUGCUGUCGUGCGAACUAUAGAACUACUCGGAAGCGACAUGUCUUGUUGUGUGCUUACUGUGGGAGAGAUGUGCUCGUUGAUGAAUAAGCUGGCUGAAAGGCACAUCCGAGACAAAAAAUUACUUCCGCUCCUGUCGGCUAGGAUUACAGAGUUGGUGCUAGAUAAUUCAAUAGCAAAGAAAGAUGGAUUUUCUCAUAACCCAUUAUGGAAAUAUUUUCCAGUCAUCAUUCCGCCUUAUCUGUCCGUCAACUUGUGUCGUUAG